GCAAACGUCUAUUGAGAAUGUACAUUUCUAAACGUGUGUGAUGUUAUGUAUAAACAACGCCGGCCGGAUAAACUGGUAUUUUUAUAGCGUCGACUGCCAGUCAUCUUCACGUCACGAACAUUUGAACAUUUGGUGCUAAAAGAUAAAGUGUCUAAAAAGGAAGAGAGAGAAAAAAAAAGAAACAAAAAUGGUGAAAGCAAAGAAAUACGUCGUUACCAGUCGAUUCAAGGGCAUGCCAAAACUAGAGGACUUUAACGUCGUGGAAGAGGAGCUCCCUCCGCUGAAAGAUGGAGAGGUUCUCGUGAAGACAGAGUGGAUCAGUGUAGACCCCUACCUGAGAACUUAUAACCCUCAUAUCAGUCUACCUUAUGACCAGUUCGGCAACCAAAUAGGAGAAGUACUUGAAAGCAAAAACGACAAUUAUCCAGUCGGGACCAAAGUGGUUUCCCACAAAGGAUGGAGAGACUAUUCCGUAUUUAACCCAAACGAUAGCACAGACCAACUUGACAGAGCAUACAAAUUGCCCGAUUUGCAAGGUCUGUCCGAGUCUUUAGGCAUAGGAGCAGUUGGUAUGCCAGGUGCCACAGCGUAUUUUGGCUUCUUAGAAAUCUGCAAGCCAAAAGCUGGCGAGACUGUAGUCGUGACUGGAGCAGCUGGAGCUGUAGGUUCAAUAGUCGGGCAGAUAGCUAAAAUCAAGGGCUGCAAAGUAAUCGGCUUCGCUGGUUCGGACGACAAAGUACAAUGGCUGGAGAAAGAUUUGGGUUUCGAUAAAGCUAUAAAUUAUAAAACCGCGGAUGUCCUCAAAGAGCUAAAACAAGCGGCUCCCAAAGGAAUAGAUUGUUACUUUGAUAAUGUUGGUGGAGAAUUGAGCAGUAUUAUUAUAAGCCUGAUGAAUCUGUAUGGGAGGGUUUCCGUAUGUGGCAUGAUAAGUUCGUACAAUAGUGAUUCAGGGCAGUCGCCUAAAGGAACGUUGGUUCAACCAUCGAUAGUGUUCAACCAGUUGAAAAUUGAGGGGUUCGUUGUGGCGCGAUGGGUCUCUGAAUGGCCUGAUGCGUUCAAUGAAUUAGUGCAAUGGAUCAAAAACGGGAAAUUAAAGGCAAAAGAACACGUCACAGAGGGGUUUGACCGAUUGUUUGACGCAUUCGUAGGAAUGCUUGCUGGCGAUAAUUUCGGAAAAGCUGUGGUAAAGGUAUAAUUUCCUUAAUAUUUGGCGUAUACCAAGACGAUACUUGUUUAUAUUGACAUUGUUAUGACGGUUUAUAUUAUUGUCUUUCUAACCUCUAUAUGACAAGCACGAGUUAUUUUACGGGCAGUUUUAUUUGCAUUUUUAAAUUAAUGUCCAUCAUUGCCUGUUCCUUGUUAAGCUUUAAUUUUUUAAUAAAUAAAAGAAAUUCAUUAUUUUUAGUUUUGUUUUUAAAACGUGUUUUGGUUUAAGGUUGGGUUCCAAUCAUCAUUAAGAUUAUUUUCUCUGUUAACAGAAAAAUACUUAUAAAGGUAGGAAAUUAUACUGCAUUUGAAAAGGAGAUUCCAUGAAUACUCGCUAAAAAAUUAUUUUGUUUAUCUUCAUAAUGCUCCCUCAUAUUUAUCCCCAAAAUAUUUAUUUUACAUACCACAUUUGCAGAAUUCCAAAUUAGCAGGCAGCUGAUUAUCAUGACGAGAGCGUCUGAUGCUUCAAUACACCACAUUACUCCUGUAAUUAAUAUAGUAUGAAUAAGAUAGAUAGAUGGAAUGCCCUUUAAUCAAAUUAUAACAAUACAUUUAAUCUAAACUUAUGUUAAGGUAAUGUAUUACAAAAGGCAGCCUUAUCGCAUUAUGCAAUCUCUUCAAGACAAGAACAAUGAGAGGGAAUAUUCUUUUUUAAUAUAAACUUAUUAUUAUUGUACCUACAUAGAUAGACAGAUAAAUAAAUUCUUUAUUAAGAAAAAAAAAAUUUCCUAUAGGUACCUAUAUCGACUUAGUGGCAUCAUUUAAAUUCUUCAGUCGGCAAGUACCCUCGGUACUUAGAAGUCUAGAACUCGACCUAUGAGCUGGGCCGAAGAUUGGUGAAAUACGCCACAUAGGCAGAACAUUUCCAAUAUUUUUGUCCAUAGGUACUCACUAGUCACAUCGAUGUCAUCAAUGUACAGCUUGUCCUCCUUACUCAUCAGCAUUAUAUGCAGAUCAUUUGGCAAAGGCUCUUCGUCAAACAUCACCACCUCUAAUUUCACGUUGCAAGUCAAGCCUAGCAACAAACAGACUGCGGCCAUGAAGGUGGCUGACAGAGUAGCUUUUGACGCUUUCGCCUGAAGUUGAUCAGCUUGGGCGAAAGUGUGCAUUCUGAGGUAAUUCAUACUGAUUUGCAUAUAGUCGAUGACAGCGCCGAAUAAAGGCACUUUAGAACGCGCGAAGGUCAUGGUUUUGGCCAGCACAGCGCCGUUGGAACCAUCUCCACAAUCCAUAAUUGUAGGGAAAUAUUGCUGAUUGUUUUACGGUAAUUUGAAAUUGAAAGAUUUUGUAAUUUUUGACGUUUGACUUGGCAGGCUGAAAAAGAUUGCAUGUAGCAUUUUUGCGAAGGUCUGUUAAAUCGUUACGAUCUCCGCCUCCGCCUGGAACACCUAUUUUCUAUUUUACUUUUGAGACACAGGUUUUACCUCGGUAUAAUUACCUAUAACUAGUUUUUAUCCGCAGCUUCGCCUGCGUGAAUUUAGCGCCAUCUACAAAAGAGAACAGAAAGACGGGAACUAUAUAGUAUUUACCAGAAUGAAAAGUAGGAACCCUAUCUUUCUCCAGACUUUUAAUUAUAUAUAGGUACUCAAAAUUUCCAGAAGAUUGAUUCAAUAGUUUAAGCAUGAAGACGCAACAAACAAACAAACUUUCUUUCGCAUUCAUAAUAUUAGUUGAGAUGUUUCGGGCCGUGCUUUUUCACAUAACUACAAAUCAAAAGUUGAAUACUGUGUUAACGGGACAUACAGGACAAAAUAAAAUAAAAAAUAGAGAAAAAUAUUUUAAUUAAAAUGAAGUCGAAGCUUACAAUCAAAUUAAAAAGUUUACACUAACUGGGGUGCCUUUCUAUAUACUAUCAUAUCUAUAAUAAAUUAUGUACCUAAUGCUUAUUCUACAAGUCUCCAAAUAGUUAGUGAUUUUUAUUCCGAAAUUUGUCAUAUAUUGUUUUAAGAAAAAUAUUUUAUAUUCGUCAAUUAAGCAGUGAAAUCUAUACUUAAUAAAAGACAUGGGCCACUUGUACUUAUAUCGUUACAAAAUAUCCAUUUUAUAUUUCAGCUCAAACGUAACAAUUAAUUACUAUACUUCUACGUAAACAUACUUUCGAUAAUUGAUUUUCACUACAAACGCGGCAUCAUCAACGAGCAACAUAUGAAGUUCCACAAUACAUACACAGUAUAUUACGUCUACUUCCCAUGCGGGGUAAACAGAGCUCAACGUGAAUAUCGGACAACAUCGCGCGAGUUGUGUUAUGACACAUACAUAGAUU
Molecule: messenger RNA, 3469 nt
Organism: Amyelois transitella
Lineage: Eukaryota; Metazoa; Arthropoda; Insecta; Lepidoptera; Pyralidae
Product: prostaglandin reductase 1-like
Exons: 2
Coding region: 188-1195 (335 amino acids)
Biological process (GO): prostaglandin metabolic process
Cellular component (GO): cytoplasm
Molecular function (GO): 2-alkenal reductase [NAD(P)H] activity; 15-oxoprostaglandin 13-reductase [NAD(P)+] activity
Source: RefSeq, a predicted model, not a curated record